GAUGACUUAAGGAAGACGCAAAUAGCUGAUGAUCUCGAGUUAUCUUCAUCUACCAGUUCAAAGGAGGAGGAAUAUGAUGAUGAACUCAUCACAUCGAAUCAAGAAGUUGAAACUGCGUCGGAUUCAUCAAGUAGGCCUAUUGCAAAUUGUUCAGCAGGUGCUCAUGGAGGGAAGGAUAACCAGGAAACAUUAUGCCUUGAGGUUUUCACUGGAAAAGUUGAUACCGACAAUAAUGAAAAAAUACACACUGGUGAAAAACGGCUUGAUUGUGAAGUGUCUAGCAAAUGUUCCUCACAGAAACGAGAUUCCAUUGAAAAUACAAGUACCAACAAUAAUGAAUUACGGUACCAAUGUGAAGUUUGCAGUAAGUGUUUCUUGAAUAAUACAAAUUUGCAGCUGCAUUUAAGAAUACAUACCGACGAAAAGCCAUACCAAUGUGAAUUCUGCAGUAAACUUUUUAGACAAAGCAAUCAUUUAAUCCAACAUAUAAGAACUCACACUGGUGAAACUCCAUUCCAAUGCAGUCUUUGCAGCAAAGCUUUUAAACAAAAAACUGAACUGAACAUACAUUUUCUUACACAUACUGGUGAAAGACCUCAUCAAUGUAAAAUUUGCUAUAAAACGUUUACAAGGAAAAGUCGUUUAAACAUUCACUUAAGAAUUCACACUGGCGAAAGACCAUAUCGAUGCAAUUUUUGCACCAAGGCUUUUGUUACGAAUUCAUGCCUAACAAACCAUUUGAGAACGCACAGUGGUGAAAGACCAUUCCAAUGUCAAGUUUGCUCUAAGAGGUUCAAACGUAGAAUACAUUUGAAGACACAUAAAAAGGUUCAUGCAUGAUUUACAAAAAUAGUUGUAAUAUAUUAUAUCUCCAAAUUGCUAAUUAUAAAUGUUUAUUGAAAAUUUCAACACAUAAUAUUAUAAAAUCAUGGUUUUAAAAUAGAUUUCUGGGAUUAAAAUGUAUGUAUUUUAUAUUUAGGUACUUCUAAAAUUCAAUCUUUCAACCAUUUCCUGUAUCAUGAAAAUGAUUAUUAUUGGAUCUUUCAUGUAUAAUAAUUUAUCCUUCAGCUUACUCCAUGACAUUAGUAAAUUCACUAAUUACUUUUGUGAAGGCCAUAUGUCGUCAUGUAAUGGUAUUAAUUGUUUUUCAAGUCAAAUUCAAACUCAUUUGCCGUACAAUUCAUAAACAAAUUGGCAAAAUGCAAUAAAAACAAAUACAGAACAGAGUGGAAUACUGGUUAAUUAUAUCAAUUAGUAUAAUCCUAUCCUAAGUGAUGCAGAACAUGAGUUGAAUACCGGUUAAUUAUCAAGUAUUAUAAUCAUAU
Messenger RNA from Nilaparvata lugens (brown planthopper), 1325 nucleotides. Its product is annotated as zinc finger protein 239-like. NCBI's taxonomy places the organism in Eukaryota, Metazoa, Arthropoda, Insecta, Hemiptera, Delphacidae. The record is from RefSeq and is a predicted model, not a curated record.